Molecule: messenger RNA, 4058 nt
Organism: Oncorhynchus kisutch (coho salmon)
Lineage: Eukaryota; Metazoa; Chordata; Actinopteri; Salmoniformes; Salmonidae
Product: K(lysine) acetyltransferase 2B
Exons: 18
Coding region: 141-2525 (794 amino acids)
Biological process (GO): positive regulation of transcription by RNA polymerase II; chromatin remodeling
Cellular component (GO): ATAC complex; nucleus
Molecular function (GO): histone H3 acetyltransferase activity; protein binding
Source: RefSeq, a predicted model, not a curated record
AGAAAAAACGGACCUACAAUGACAAAUAAAAAAAGUAGGGAUGAGCGCCAUGUCUGAUUCAAGCGUAGUGUAAUAGAGAACGGGACAUUUUAACGUUUUAGCUCCAGGGUCGGGGAUCGCGUUCGGUCUCGGUAUCGAGGAUGUCCGAGGGCGCAGGUGUUCAGCAGGGCUCCCCGGCCAUCGGUGCGGCGGGAUCGGCUCCUGCGGCUCCGGGAGCCGGGGGAACGGAGGGUUCGGGCGCCACGGUAGGAUCGGCACGAAUCGCGGCGAAGAAGGCGCAGCUCCGCUCCUCCCCGCGCCCUAAGAAACUGGAGAAGCUCGGAGUGUAUUCCUCUUGCAAGGCUGAGGGGGCCUGUAAGUGUAACGGCUGGAAGAGCCAGAAUCCCCCCCCCACGCCGCCCCGUACAGACCAGCAGCCCAACACUGUCAACCUGCUGGAGCCCUGCCGCAGUUGUUCCCACACACUGGGUGACCAUGUAACCCACCUAGAGAACGUCUCAGAGGAGGAGAUGAACAGGCUUCUGGGUAUAGUCCUAGAUGUGGAGUACCUGUACACAUGUGUACACAAAGAAGAGGAUGCUGACACCAAACAAGUCUACUUCUCCCUCUUCAAGCUGUUGAGGAAAUGCAUCCUUCAGAUGGGCAAACCUGUGGUGGAGGCGCAGGAAAGUCCUCCCUUUGAGAAACCCAGCAUCGAACAGGGGGUGAAUAACUUUGUCCAGUACAAGUUCAGCCAUCUUCCCUCCAAGGAGCGUCAGACCAUUGUGGAGCUGGCCAAGAUGUUCCUCAACCAGAUCAACUACUGGCAGCUGGAGACGCCCUCACAGAGACGACAGCGGGCGCCUGCUGAUGAUGCUGCCGGGUACAAAGUCAACUACACCAGAUGGCUGUGCUACUGCAAUGUCCCCCAGUUCUGUGACAGUCUACCGCGGUACGAAAUGACCCAGAUCUUCGGUCGGACCCUGCUGGGCUCAGUCUUCACUGUGAUGAGGAAACAGCUGCUAGAGCAGGCCAGGCAGGAGAAGGAUACGUUACCCCCGGAGAAACGCACUCUCAUCCUUACACACUUCCCCAAAUUCCUGUCCAUGUUGGAGGAGGAAGUGUACAGUCACAGCUCUCCCAUCUGGAGCGAAGACUUCCUGGUUGGAUCCACAGGAGGACAGAUCCAAAUCCAUACAGUGAUCAGUGCGCCCCCGGUGGCCAGGCCUCUGUACUACAGCACCAGCCCAGUAUCAGUGGACCCAUCGAGCUGUGGCAGUGUCAGUCCUGCCAGGAAGACAGCCUCUGCUCUGGAACCCAGCCCAGGUGGUCAGAAGCGGAAGCCAUCGGAGCCCAUCCCCCAUGACGAGACUAAGAAGCUCAGGAUCGUAGGCGACAUCCCCAUGGAACUCAUCAACGAAGUCAUGGCAACCAUUACUGACCCGACCUCCAUGCUGGGACCAGAGACCAGCCUGCUGUCGGCCCACUCAGCCCGUGAUGAGGCGGCACGCCUGGAGGAGAGGAGGGGGGUGAUAGAGUUCCACGUCAUCGGGAACUCCCUCAACCAGAAGCCCAACAAAAGGAUCCUGAUGUGGUUGGUGGGCCUCCAGAACGUCUUCUCCCACCAGCUGCCUCGCAUGCCCAAAGAGUACAUCACACGCCUCGUCUUCGACCCGAAGCACAAGACGCUGUCGCUGAUCAAAGAUGGCCGUGUGAUUGGAGGAAUCUGUUUUCGGAUGUUUCCCUCACAGGGUUUCACAGAGAUCGUGUUCUGUGCUGUCACCUCCAACGAGCAGGUCAAGGGGUAUGGCACUCACCUGAUGAACCACCUGAAAGAAUAUCACAUCAAGCACGACAUCCUUAACUUCCUCACCUACGCAGACGAGUACGCCAUUGGCUACUUCAAAAAGCAGGGCUUCUCUAAAGACAUCAAGGUUCCCAAGGCCAAGUAUCUGGGCUACAUCAAAGAUUAUGAGGGAGCGACGCUGAUGGGCUGUGAGCUCAACCCCAGCAUCCCUUACACCGAGUUCUCCGUCAUCAUCAAGAAACAGAAGGAGAUCAUAAAGAAACUGAUAGAGAGGAAGCAGGCUCAGAUCAGAAAGGUCUACCCAGGACUUUCCUGUUUUAAGGAAGGAGUUCGGCAGAUUCCCAUUGAGAGCAUUCCUGGAAUACGAGAAACUGGAUGGAAACCGGUGGGAAAAGGGAAGGAGCUGAAGGAUCCAGAUCAGCUGUACAGCACCCUGAAGACCAUCUUACAACACGUUAAGAGUCACCAGAAUGCCUGGCCGUUCAUGGAACCAGUGAAGAAGACUGAGGCUCCUGGUUACUACCAAGUCAUCCGCUUCCCCAUGGACCUGAAGACGAUGUCUGAGCGUCUGAAGAGCAGGUACUACACCACGCGGAAGCUCUUCAUGGCCGACAUGCAGCGCAUCUUCACCAACUGUCGAGAGUACAACCCUCCAGAGAGCCAGUACUACAAGUGUGCCAACCUGCUAGAGAAGGUCUUCUACACUAAGAUCAAGGAGGCGGGCCUCAUUGAGAAGUGAAGGGAUGGGAGGGGCUUCAAGGGAGAUGGGAGGGGCUUAAAGGGAGAGUGUGGUUUAGUUCUAAUGAUUUUCAAAAGGUUUUUAUUGUCUUAGUCUUUAUUUUUCUACUCUUGUCAACUAGAAAAACAGUAGGACCGGCUAUAUGGUGUAGGGAGGAGGGGUCAAUGUCUGCUGUUCUAUCACUCUCUUCUCUCCAUCCUUGUCAUACUGCCUCCUCUGUCUUUUACUGUGUUUUAUCAGUCUCUGCUUCUCCUUGCUCCACCUUGUCUUUGUUGACUCAGGAAAACAGAUGUCAUGUAGAAACUCCACCUGUACAGCUAACCUAACCCUACAUCUGUUCAGAGUCCUACUACAUGCAGAAACUCCACCUGUACAGCUAACCUAACCCUACAUCUGUUCAGAGUCCUACUACAUGCAGAAACUCCACCUGUACAGCUAACCUAACCCUACAUCUGUUCAGAGUCCUACUACAUGCAGAAAGUCCACCUGUACAGCUAACCUAACCCUACAUCUGUUCAGAGUCCUACUACGUGCAGAAACUCCACCUGUACAGCUAACCUAACCCUACAUCUGUUCAGAGUCCUACUACAUGCAGAAACUCCACCUGUACAGCUAACCUAACCCUACAUCUGUUCAGAGUCCUACUACAUGUAGACGUCACAUCUGUAAACAACUGGACUGUCUGGGAGAAACGGGAAGGGAUAAUCAGCCAGUCAGUUACUCAGCCAUUCAGUCUGUCGGUCUCCAGAUUGGUGUUACUGGGUCGUAAUGGUGCAGGGUGAGUUUUGCAGGGUCAGUUUAGCAUUUUCCCUACUAAUGGUAACCGUUAUGAUUGUGGGAUGGGAAGCUGAUCCUUGAUCUGUACCUAGAGGAAACCUCUCCUCAAGAGCCAUAGUAAUCAGUCAUUAGUUCUAAUGUGUGUGUGUGUGUUACCUAAAGCGCGUGUGAGUGUACGCAUGACGUCAUCCGAGGUCUGUGUCUCAGAAUGUAUGAGGUCAAAGUUUCUAUGUAUGUUAUUAGAGUUCAUCCUGCCAAAAAAAGGAAAAUUAUAUUUCAAAUCCACAUGUAUACAUUAAGUAAUUCAAGAGGUUAAACCUCUUGAAUUAUUUAAUGUAUAUUUUCAAUGUACUGUAUAUAAGUUACCCGUCUUGCUUGUCCAUGUAAAAAGUCCCAUAAGGCAAAAGGUGACCAUGGAAAUGCCCUUAUUUAUUUUUUAAGCAACUAUUCAGCACCACAUGGUGAAUAACAACAUUUUUGUUUUCCAUCGAGCUGUUUUGUGUUUAGGGAAAUGCACGCUAUGGCUUAUUUAACUAUGUAUAGUUCAUCCUUAUUUAUGUACCAUAAUUUAAAGGAAUAAUGCUUAACAAAAGGUCUUAAUUUAUUUGCCUAAUUAUUUCUGUCUAGCAAAUGGAGAUUGCUACCUUUGUACUUUGAAGAUAAAAGAAAAGAGAUUGUGCAGUACUAUCUUGUUUUUCUGUUUUGUAUAAAGAUGUUUGUACUUUUUAAACUAUAGGAUAAAUCUGGAUUUUGUGA